Aspergillus niger is the source of this 1014-nucleotide messenger RNA. RefSeq lists its product as uncharacterized. The transcript has 7 exons. Bases 1 to 1014 code for a protein of 337 amino acids. Lineage: Eukaryota; Fungi; Ascomycota; Eurotiomycetes; Eurotiales; Aspergillaceae. The record is from RefSeq and is a predicted model, not a curated record.
AUGGGAAAUUGCAUUGAUAUGCCAAGCUACCCUUGGAUAAGUCGGGGCACCAAGCAAAGAAGGAACAGGGCCAAUCAAGAGACACCAAGUGAGGUAGAGGGCCAGAACAGAACAUGGCACUCUCUUGGUGGUUUGCGCGGCGCCGUGCCGGGAGCAGGAUUAGUAGCGAAAAGCACUGCUGUAUUCACCGAUCUGGAAACAGCCGUACAGCUAUCCGCAACUACCAAGGAGGUUGAGUCAAGCUCUGAAGAUCUGUCAUCGGUACCGUUCGUCCCGCAGCCUCGGUCGUUUUUACAAGCCCACCCCACAAUUUCUCGUCUUCCCUUCCCCAACUACAUCCCACUGGCCGAUAGAGACGAGGCUCGGGAAAAUGGAUGGUUGGUGACCGACGAAGAGAACUGUUCCCAAGAAGCUGCUUUCUUCUUCACCCAAUGGGCUACUGCCAACCGAGUCUUCCAUCGUCCGUACUCAUCACUGAUGGAUUUCUGCGGAGUACACAAAAUGACGCCACCGAGUCCUUUCAUGAGUUUCGCCACACAAAUCGGAUGGUGUCCACCUACAGGACGCUGCUGGGGCAUCCGCCUUUUCCUUGAGCCACAGAGUCGCAAUAGUGCACCACUUCCCCAUGUUGCCGCGGUGGCUUACCAGCCAAUGAAUGCCAGAGAUGGCUCAAUAUUGGGUGGUGAGCUCGUUGCCAUUCUUUCAAUUAUGCAUAGCCGUGUCAAGGAGCCCAAAGUGGAGAGUGAGGAGGUGAUGGAAGGUCUAUCUGAUAUGAAUGAGCAAGAGCUUGAAGAUCUUUCCAAGAAAAGCCCAGCCUUCCCAGAUGAACAGAAGUUUCCAGUCCUACUCGUGUCCUUUGUGGGCCCACAGCAUGCACGACUACUUUGUGCCUCAUUGAACACAAACCUUCUGGUCAUUCAUCUCUCGAAGCUUUAUAGCUUCGAGAGAGAGCAGGACGCUCCACUCGAUUUAUUUAUGUCCUGGCUGUUUGCGCGUCCUGUGGCGGGAGCUUGA